This is a messenger RNA of Lathyrus sativus (Indian pea), 684 nucleotides long. Lineage: Eukaryota; Viridiplantae; Streptophyta; Magnoliopsida; Fabales; Fabaceae. The record is from the annotation of a GenBank genome assembly.
AUGUACGAGAAACAACAACUCAACGGAGCCUACUACGGCCCUUCCAUCCCACCCCCAAGAUCCCACUACCGCCCAUCCCGCAGCGGCGGUUUUGACUGCUGCUGCGGCUGUCUCUUCAACCUCAUCUUCAAACUAAUCCUCACCGUCAUAAUAAUCAUCGGAAUCGCCAUCUUCCUUUUCUGGCUCAUCGUUCGUCCCAACGUAGUCAAAGUCCACGUCACCGACGCUUCCCUCACACAAUUCAACUUCACAACCAACAACAACCUCAACUAUGAUCUCUCUCUCAACAUGACAAUCCGCAACCCGAACAAAAGACUUGGUAUCUAUUACGACUACAUCGAAGCUAGAGCGUUGUACCAUGAUGCUAGAGUUGACUCUGUUUUUCUUGAUCCGUUUUAUCAAGGACACAAAACAACUAACUUGCUCAACCCUUCGUUUAAGGGUUCGAAAGUGGUGGUUCUUCACGGUGAUCAGAGUUUGGAUUUUAGUAAGGAGAAGGAUUCCAAGGUUUAUGAGAUUGAUGUGAAGAUUUAUCUUAGGAUUAGGUUUAAGCUGGGAGUGCUUAAGACAAGGACGAUUAAGCCGAAGAUUACUUGUGAGUUGCGUGUUCCUUUGAAAUCUGGCGGCGGCGGUUCGACGGUGGACGGUGGGUUUCAGACCACCAAGUGUGACUGGGAUCGUUGA